CAACAUGCGAGACCAGGACACUCCCAUUGCGUUGCGUCGCAGCCGGCGCGUAAAUGCGAAAUCGGCAUCCCCUCCAGCCGCCAUGCCCUCACCUCCCAUGACUCCUCACAGGAGAAAGAGCCGCUUCUGCUGUUCUGAUCCCGGCCCCUCCUCCAUCUCAAGCGGUCUCACGCCAAUGGUUCGCCGCACAUACCUUGCCGAAACGCCAAAAGGUCGACGGCUCGUCAACAUCACGCCCAGCAGCCCAACGACUCCACGAACAAAGAGGCAAUCGGACGCGGGCGGCGGCGGCGGCGGCGGCGGCGGUGACCUCAAUCUUCACCAGACCAUUGACGGCCGCGUGGAGCGUCGCAUACGGCGCAAUGGCCUCCGGGACAUGCUCCACAGGAUGGAGCAGGAGAAGCGGCGCACAGAGCAGUCGGCGCAGACGCAGAUCGACAGGCUCAGGGCCGAGGUCAGGGCGCGAGACAGGGAGAUUUAUGAGCUGCAGAAUGCAACUGUGGUCAUGGACACGGAGCGGAUAUGGGGCCUGGAGCAGCAGGUUCGCAAGCUCAAGGGCGAGCUUGCGAAGAGGAGCCUGGUUAAAAAAGAGGAAGAAGCCACUCAGUACUAUAGCUGGGCGGAGCCGUCGAUUGAGGUAGCGAGAGACGAUGAGAUGGAUAUGACGGUAGACGAGCCACGAUUCGGCGGCAACGAGGCUGUCGUGCGGGUAAAGACGAGCCCGUCGAGAAGAGCAAGGUCAUCCUUCUUGACUCCGCCUCCGACAAGUCCGACUGUGGCUGCAUCUCCAUGCUACAGGGAAGCCUCCCCGUCGCCGUCCUCUCGCCAUCCACAUAUGGAAUUCCGAGAGCCAGAGACGGAGCAGUUGGAAGAAGAGAUCGAGUCCUUGCAGUGCAAAGUACAACAAUUGACGGCAACUCUGGACUCGUACACUGCGCUAUGUGGACGAAUCGGCAAAACGCUAUCGAAUGGCUCUGUCAAGAGAAAAGCCGUCUCUUCCUCUGAGGGAAUAGAGAAGCAGGUCCAGCUGCUCGUGCAAACCGUGUCCGACCGAGCGGCUGCGGCUACACAACUCACGUCUGCCAUUGGCGAGCUGGGCUUCCCCGGUAAUGAUGCGAGCGAGAUGAUUGCGUCAGUCGCGGCUGGAUUUCGGGAUGCUCUUCUUGAAUUUGUCUAUCUCACGCCGCCAGGCGAGGUGACGCUGCCGCUUAGUCGUCCUCGUGGCGCAGAGGUGCUCGAUCUGCUGUUGACGCGGUUGAGGGCCUUGACGAAGAAGUCUAGGGAAGACGAAGAUGCUAUCGACGAGUAUCAUGAGAUUGAGCAGUCGUUACGCAAGGAGCUCGAUUCCCGGGCGUCUGUCAUCGCCGAGCUUGAGAAAGUGGUGGAGAGGAUGGAGAGAAACUGGCAGGACUCGACGUAUGCGCAUGCCGUUCAGCAACAGCUGAGCCACGAGUCGCUCACAGCUCAGAGUGCCAUCAUCGCGGAGCUGGAAGUCGUGAUCGAAGAAGAAAGGAAGAACGCAAAGGAUGCUAUGGAUUCAAUGAAGGGAGAGCUGCAGCGAGUCUUGCGCUUGAGUCAGAGCUUCCUCAAUUCAACUGCUGGUGAAGCAGGUCAUAGCAGACAAAACACCAUGAGGUAG
This is a messenger RNA of Trichoderma citrinoviride, 1639 nucleotides long. RefSeq lists its product as hypothetical. The record is from RefSeq and is a predicted model, not a curated record. The transcript has a single exon. NCBI's taxonomy places the organism in Eukaryota, Fungi, Ascomycota, Sordariomycetes, Hypocreales, Hypocreaceae. The coding region runs from base 5 to 1639 and encodes 544 amino acids.